Microsporum canis CBS 113480 is the source of this 369-nucleotide messenger RNA. RefSeq lists its product as uncharacterized. The coding region runs from base 1 to 369 and encodes 122 amino acids. Lineage: Eukaryota; Fungi; Ascomycota; Eurotiomycetes; Onygenales; Arthrodermataceae. The record is from RefSeq and is a predicted model, not a curated record. The transcript is spliced from 3 exons.
AUGUCAUCUGGCAAAAAGAGAACACCAGCUUCUGAGCUAGCAAAAGCCAUAAGCCAGUCAAAACAAACCUCCAAUGCCAAUCUCCCACCCCCAAAGUCCCGUAUUGUUCGGACUCAGCAGGAACUAGGACGGAUGGGCGGGCGUGGAGGUUCAAGGCAGCCAGAUAUAAAGCAAACGAAGCAGUACAAAUCUGCUGCGCGAAGAUGGAGCGCGACAAUAGUUGCGCUACCUAUCCUAUUAUACACAAGCUAUGCUCUAUUUCAACGAGUCUUUAUUGGAAAAUCACCCAAAGGCCUACCCGGAGUGAACGAAUUCAGCCCGCAAGCUGGAUAUUCUACGAUUGAGAACCCCAGAAAAUCCAAUGACUGA